Messenger RNA from Oncorhynchus nerka (sockeye salmon), 4207 nucleotides. Its product is annotated as G protein-activated inward rectifier potassium channel 1-like. The coding region runs from base 309 to 1841 and encodes 510 amino acids. The record is from RefSeq and is a predicted model, not a curated record. Gene Ontology annotation, molecular function: G-protein activated inward rectifier potassium channel activity. NCBI's taxonomy places the organism in Eukaryota, Metazoa, Chordata, Actinopteri, Salmoniformes, Salmonidae. Gene Ontology annotation, biological process: regulation of monoatomic ion transmembrane transport; potassium ion import across plasma membrane. The transcript is spliced from 3 exons. Gene Ontology annotation, cellular component: plasma membrane.
UCUACUCCGAGGGCACUCUCACUUUAAUCGAAAGCAGAGGGACAGCGAGUGAAUAAUCAUCACCUCCUUAUGGCACACCCAACCCAUCAUAUCUUUUUGUGGAAAAUGUUAAACUAAAGCCUGUGAGAGUAGGUUAAAAGCUUUUGUAAAGAGUGCACUGUUUAGAGGAGGAUACCCAGAUCCAUGCGCAGCGCGUUAUUGGCCAUGGAGACCUUUACGCGCUACAGAUAACAAGUCUUUGUGAAACAAAGACAACAAAGUAAUGGAUCAAAACUGCAAGUGAUUUUUUUUCAUACUCUGAUAAAGUUAUGGCCGCGCUACGGAGGAAAUUUGGGGAGGACUAUCAGGUAGUGAAUACAAACCGAGACACCACCGCUUUUACCGCACCUGUCAAAAAGAAACGCCAGCGGUUCGUGGAGAAGAACGGUCGUUGCAACGUGCAGCACGGGAACCUCGGCGGGGAGACCAGCCGAUACAUCUCCGACCUCUUCACCACUUUGGUGGACCUCAAGUGGCGAUGGAACUUACUUAUCUUUGUUCUGACCUAUACAGUAGCAUGGCUGGUCAUGGCUUCUAUGUGGUGGAUCAUCGCCUACAUCAGAGGAGACAUAAACCAUGGUCACGACUCGUCCUACACCCCCUGCGUUGCCAACGUUUACAACUUCCCCUCCGCUUUCCUAUUCUUCAUAGAGACCGAGGCCACCAUCGGCUACGGCUACCGCUACAUAACGGAGAAAUGUCCAGAGGGCAUCAUUCUCUUCUUGUUCCAGUCGCUGCUGGGGUCUAUCGUGGACGCCUUUCUGAUCGGCUGCAUGUUCAUUAAAAUGUCCCAGCCUAAGAAGCGCGCAGAGACGCUCAUGUUUAGCCAGGACUCAGUGAUCUCGCAGCGCGACGGGAAACUGUGCCUCAUGUUCCGCGUGGGCAACCUGCGAAACAGCCAUAUGGUGUCUGCGCAGAUCAGGUGCAAACUCAUAAAGUCUCGUCAGACCCCGGAGGGAGAGUUCCUACCCCUGGACCAGUGUGAGCUGGAUGUGGGUUUUGGGACGGGUGCGGACCAGCUCUUCCUAGUGUCACCUCUCACCAUCUGCCAUGAGAUCAAUCCUAAGAGCCCUUUCUUUGACCUGUCCCAGCGAUCCCUCAUGAACGAGCAGUUUGAGAUUGUUGUCAUCCUGGAGGGCAUUGUGGAGACCACAGGUAUGACGUGUCAGGCGCGGACAUCGUACACGGAGGAUGAGGUGUUGUGGGGCCACCGCUUCCUGCCCGUCAUGUCUCUGGAGGAGGGAUUCUUCAGGGUGGACUACUCCCAGUUCCACAGCACUUUCGAGGUCAACACCCCACCCUACAGCGUCAAGGAUCACGACGAGAAGUCCUCCCUGCCUUCACCCCUCUCCACCCCCACGCUGGGCGAGAGCCACGGGCACGCCCGACGUGCCCGGGUCUUCUCUGUGGACUGCAUCAACACUACGGACCGAGAGGAGCGGGCAGGGCAGUCCAGGCUGCCCAGUAAGCUUCAGAGGAUGAGCUCGUCUGGGAAGGAGGACCUACAGAGGAAGGUUCUGAUGCUGAGCUCCCAGCACUCCGAGAAGGCCUGCAGUACUGGAGACCUGCCUCUCAAGUUGCAGCGUCUCAGCUCCUCCCCCGGUCCAGAGGCUGCAGCUCGGCUGCAGCUCAAGGCCUUGAAACUGGGCUUUGAACCCAUGACCCAGUCCACUGGAGACCUGCAGCUGCCCCCCACCCCAGCCCCUGUCCCCGCCCGCAUCCACACCCCUCUGCCCUCAGGAGGGGGCCGACCAGAGGACAACCUGCCUGCCAAAUUACGCAGGAUGAAUGCUGACCGCUGAGGUCAUCAUGACCAGACUUUGCAUGCAUCCCAAAUGGAACCCUAGUCUCUAUUUACUGCACUACUUUAGAACAGGGCCCAUAGCGGGCUCUGGUCAAAAGUGAUGCACUAUGUAGGGAAUAGGGUGUUAUUUGGGACACAUCCCCAGAGUCUAACUUCUCUUUGACCACACAUCAAACUAUGGAGAGAGGGAAAAUGGAAUGUGACUGAAAGACAAUGAUAUGGAAGGGAAAAAUAACUGAUGGAUGGUGUGUCACUAUUUCUGUUUUUUCAAACACAAUCUUUACUGGAAUUACUGUGAUUUUUGGGUGUUUUAUAGCAACAGUGUUCGUACUGGUCAAACACACACACACACACACACGUUAAUCUUUCUAUCAUCACACACACACUCUAAAGAAUUGUGCAUGUAUACAAUCAAUCCAUCUGAAUGCACUACAAUCCCCCUCUCUUAGUUUUAAACAAAUAAAAUAUAUUUAAGAUGAUAAACAGACUUACAGACAUACAGACACACACACUCUCUUUCAAUUGACUUGUAGCCCGUUGUAGCUGAAAGGAAUUAUGAUUAUUAUAUAGAGUAGGAUAUACAUUAGUCACAAGACUUCUCUCACAAUGAAGUAUAUAUGGUAUAAAUGAUUCGGGAGGAAUGCGUAAUAGCGUUUUUUUUACUGUACCCAAAUUAUGGCGUGCCGUGUAAAGGCACACACGGGGAGGAAGACCAAACAAACAUGUAACAAAAACACAGGGUUGAAACCCAAACAAAAGAGCGAGGAGUACCUCGAAUAAAUACACACGCGCACAAUGGUUAACGCACGGGACGAGACCUGUAAUCAUCUGCGCAAUCCAUAAGGGCAUGAAAGCCCAAAACACAGGUACUCACACGCACCAAUGGACAUUGUGACAAUAAUAAACCCCCCAAUGGAAACCAAAGGGCACACAUAUACAAAUACUAAUCAGUGGAAAUAGGGGACAGGUGUGUGUGAUGAAAGUUCCGGAGGGAUCCGUGACAGUCUUCAUUGUAAAGUCCAAAGGCAGACUUUAAGGACAGAAGCUUUGAAAUGGACACAACCUUUAACUCAUCUGAACGAAUGGAGAGGAAAAAGUGAAGAGGGAGGAGAACAGAGAGAAAAGAAAGAGUGGAGAGGGUCACCUGAGCUCAGGGACAGAAGUGCAGCGUAGGCUUUGGGAGGAUUAGUCCAUGUUUGCGUCCCAAAUGGCCCAUAGGGCUCUGUUUAAAAAUAUUGCACUAUGAAGGGGAAUGGGGUGCUAUUUGGCACGCAGCCAACACAGGCCUCAGUGGGAUUUAGCACUCCUAUGAGUAGAGGGUUCAGACAAACGGAUGUAGGAUAGUUGGAGGCACCCACCCACCAAGCACUAAUUUCUCCACCAACGCCACAAAGGGAGGAGAUUCGACCAGGGGAAUUCGAUUUUCCCUACUUGAGGUGCACGCCUGAAGCGACCUGCGUGGAGGGAUCUCUAGCCUCUGGUAAUGAAUUCCUCACUGCGUUCGCCCACUCAGAGUUUAGGCUAAAGCCUGACCUGAUCCACACGAUCCAAACUUUUCAUUUAGCAGCAUAAAGAGUGUGUGUGUGUGUGUAUGUGUGUGUAUCUAUUUGCUCACACUCUUAAACACUACACUUCUUCCACUGGCUCAGCAGAGGACAAGUCACCCAAUCAUACUACAACGAUGAAUAGCCUCAUUACAAUAAGAGGAAAGGGACGAGUGACCGGGACUGAGCUCAAUCGACACCUCUUCAGAAGAUGAUUACAAUACACUCUAAUAUCACGGUCACAGACCACAUGCACUUAACAAAGAUGACAUACUGUAUGAACGAAUCGAUGCACCACACAAGAGCGCAUUACUCUCAUAUACAGAUGUAGGCUCUUCAUUUGAUCACCCUGUUCCAGGAGAACUUUCCUGCGUUGAAGAAAAUGUUUAACUUGUAGAGUAUUUGAGAUUUAAAAAUCAGGCUAGAAGAUACUCUGGACCUAUGCACAUCACACAUUCUUAUUUGUCCUCAAAAGUCCAAUUCAAAGGUCUGUCAGAACUCGCUACAUGCUAAUAAUAAGGAUAUUGAAGACCUUUCCUGUGCGCAUCAUUUCCUGCUCCUUAUUGUGAUGUCUUAUUCAGGAGUGUCAGAGGUUAUUUAGGUAAAGAUCUGUCCCAGAGAUAACACCUCCACUGGGUAAAAAUACCAGGAGCAUGAAUACUUUGUUUGCGUCAAAAAUGGCACCCUAUUCCCUAUUCAGUACACUACUUUUGACCAGGGCCCAUAGGGAAUAGGGUGCCAUUUGGGAAGCAUAUUUGGCAUGGUGACGUACAGCACAGUGAGAUUAAAGAACCGUCUCCCUUUAGAUUGUCUUGUCUGC